Messenger RNA from Pelmatolapia mariae (spotted tilapia), 1779 nucleotides. RefSeq names its product scavenger receptor cysteine-rich type 1 protein M130-like. Gene Ontology annotation, biological process: zymogen activation. The record is from RefSeq and is a predicted model, not a curated record. Gene Ontology annotation, molecular function: serine-type endopeptidase activity. Gene Ontology annotation, cellular component: plasma membrane. The transcript has 8 exons. Lineage: Eukaryota; Metazoa; Chordata; Actinopteri; Cichliformes; Cichlidae. The coding region runs from base 1 to 1779 and encodes 592 amino acids.
AUGGACAUGAAUCCCCUGCUGCUGCUGCUGAUGCUUCUGAUGCUGUGGAGCUCAGAGUUUAUGAGGUUGGUGGGAGGAGCCAGUCGCUGUGCAGGCACACUGGAGCUGCAGCAUCAGGGAGAAUGGAGACCAGGCUAUGGUGGAGAUUCCUUUCAAAUGAAGGCAGCAGCCGCUGUCUGUGAACAUUUGAACUGUGGCUCUGCUGUUUCUUUACGAAGGAUAGAGAUGUCCUAUUCCAUAUCUAUGUGGCUACUUAGAGAGGUAUGUCAUCCUUCUGAUUAUGGUCUGCCAAGAUGUGUACUGUCAUGGGUUGGUUCUUCAGUCCGGGAGCUCACCUGUUCAGACUCUGUGAGGCUGCUGAAUGGGACCAGUCUGUGUUCAGGCAGACUGGAGGUCAACUACAACCCAUCUGACCAGUCCAAGCAGAGCUGGACCUCCGUGUGUGAAGCUGAUUUUGACCAGCAGGAUGCAGAGGUGGUCUGCACGCAGCUUGGCUGCGGGCCUCCCUCAGCCCUCCAGGGGGCACUCUAUGGAGACGUGGGGGCUCCAGUGUGGAGCAAAGAGUUCCAGUGUGAAGGCCAUGAGUCUACUCUCCUGGACUGUAGGAGCUCAAACUCUACUAGAAGCAGCUGCUCACCAGGCAAAGCUGUUGGACUCACCUGCUCAGAGCCUAUCAGGUUAGUGGGAGGAGCCAGUCGGUGUGCAGGUACACUGGAGUUGAAAAUAGGAGAAUGGAGACCAGUGGAUGGACCUAACUGGGCCCUGAAGGAAGCAGCUGUUGCCUGUAAACAUCUGGACUGUGGCUCUGCUCUUGCUAUAGAAGAUAGGCAGUCCUCAGACAGAGCUGUGUGGAGGAUAUCAUUGAACCAUGUUUGGAGUGGAUCCCCUCUGAGGGAGUUUGCAAGAUCCGCUAUCUCUUCCACCAUUUUGUAUCUCACAUGCUCAGACUCUGUGAGGCUGCUGAAUGGGCCCAGUCUGUGUUCAGGCAGACUGGAGGUCAACUACAACCAGUCUAACCAGUCCAAGCAGAGCUGGACCUCCAUGUGUGAAGCUGAUUUUGACCAGCAGGAUGCAGAGGUGGUCUGUAGGGAGCUUGGCUGCGGGCCCCCCUCAUCCCUCCAGGGGGCGCUCUAUGGAGACGCAGGGGCUCCAGUGUGGAGCAAAGAGUUCCAGUGUAAAGGCCAUGAGUCUACUCUCCUGGACUGUAGGAGCUCAAACUCUACUAGAAACAGCUGCUCACCAGGCAAAGCUGUUGGACUCACCUGCUCAGAGCCUAUCAGGUUAGUGGGAGGAGCCAGUCGCUGUGCUGGUAUACUGGAAGUGAAACUGGGAGAGUGGAGACCAGUGCAUACAUUACACUUGACCCUGAAGGAAGCAGCUGCUUUUUGCGAACAUCUGGACUGUGGUUCAGAUGUGUCUGUAAAACAGAGCGAUUCUUCAAACAGACCUCUGUGGGCUCCCAGACCUUACUGUGGACUUACUUAUUUUUCUGCGAUGGGGUGUUUAAAACACACAAUCAUUAUCAGUACAUCAUGGAGGUCUCCUCCAGUCCUGGAGCUCACCUGCUCAGCCCUCACCACUCCGCAGUCUUCCCCCCAGCCCACUGACAGCAGGCAUCAUAAUGCCCCUCCCAGCUUCCGGCACCUUUCACCACUCUGGCAGAACACUCCAAACAACAUGGCUUUGCGAUCUCCCCAGCAUGCAGAGUCUGAUGUCAAGGCCUUCCCUAUAGAUGAUUCCAGAGACUCUGUGAGGCCACUAUUACAAGGCAAGUUCUAA